GGACGCUGGCGUGAGCGGUUGUGUUCAUGUGAUUGUGUAAUUGGAUUAUUCAUCUGUGAUUGAUACAAGGCCCUAAAGACAGCAAUGUUAUAGUCCUAACAAUAGUGUAAUAUAGUGUAGUGUGUGAUAAAACUUAGUGUCAAAAUGGGCUGCAAUACGAGUUCCGAAGCCAAGUCGAAAAAGGAAGAGAAGGAUUCACAGGAAAAUAACGCGAAUGCCGCGACAGAGGAGAAACAAAAAGAAUCGGCGGAGCAGGGUGGUCCCUCAGAAGAAGCAGCUGCCACAAAAAUCCAAGCGGUUUUCAGAGGGCACAAGACAAGAAAAUCAAUAAGUAUGAAGGCGGUUGAGAAACCAGCUGAGAAGAGCCAGCAAGAACCGAGCAAGGCUGAACUGGAAGCUGAGUUUCGGGCUGAUGAUAAAGACUUGUGCAAUGCGGCGACGAAAAUUCAGGCGUCGUUCCGCGGACACCAAGCGCGCAAGCAGACCCAGGUUGAAAAAACCAAGGAACAACAGGAUAAAGAGGAUGUCGAGAACAUCGACUUGACGGAUCCCGAGCUGAACAAGGCUGCCACUAAGAUACAGGCCUCGUUCCGCGGACACAAAGUUCGCAAGGAUACCAAUUAAUUUUAUCACUAUGGCUUUUGUACGAAAUUACAACUAACUAAUUCUAGUUUCAUUUUAAAGUUAUUCGGAGGUUUUGAAGCAUUUGAAACAUUACAGAACAACACCAGUACUUUGUAACUCCCAAUCACUAUCGGGGGUUUUUUUAUCAAAAGUGGGAACGCAUCUUCGAAUCCCCGUCUCCACAAGUAGUAGGAUUGUGGAACUCGGCCCACACCACUAUUGGGCACCUAUAGGCCAUCCAUACAUCCCUUACAUUUUAGUCGAAUAUGAGUUACACGGCACUGGUGCAAGUAGAAAGGUAAUAAAUACAAUUUUUCUAUAGUAAAAAGCCAACACAUGUUCAAUAUUUUAUAUUAUUUAUUUUUAAAAUGUAUGAUUAUACUUUCAUUCUGUUAAUUAUAAACUAAAUCAGUCUUAUUGUUUUAAUUUAAGUAGUUAUUCGUUUCUUUCUACAGUGUAUUUAAACUUGAAAAAUAAGCGAGUCAGUUAAAACUUAAACUGACCUACUUUAUAUAAAUAAAGGUUUAAAUAUAUAAAUGUUAUAUUGUAUAUUAAAGAUGCAGUGAAUCACUUAAUUGAAUUAACGUAUAUAACACUAGAGAAAGGAUGUUUUAUGUUCUUGUUUAAGUCGCAAUUCACCUUAAAGCAAAUAAUUAAAAACUUCUCUAAGUCAUUAUAAAAUGUCUCUAGUCAAGUAUAUUAUUUUACUAAAAUAUCUUGCUUUAUUUAGUUGAAAUGUAAUUACUAAUGUAAGUAUGCACAAGAUACUUGAUGUAAUAAUUUUCUCUAUUUAUCGCUAGUUAUAAAGUAAUUACGUACAAAAGACAGUUAUAGUAAUGUGUUUUAAAUGAUAUGUCACAUAUUACAGAUAUGUGAAUCGUGCACAUGAGUCAAAAACUCUAAGAUAUUUUUAACCCAUCAAAACACGUGAUGAUCUUUAAAAUGGCGUAUCAUUUCUAACACAGCGUAGACAAAUUACUAAUAAUAACAAAAUAGAUAUUACCUAUCCCAUUUUUCUAUAUAUUCUGGAAAAUUCUUGUAAAUUUUCAAUAUAUACAGUUUUUUGAUAACAUUCCAAUGUAUUUUCUUCUUUAUAUUUGUUAAAUAAGUUAUUGUAAUUUAUUGUAAGGACUAAACUGACGUUAAUUGUUCAUAGAAGGAAAAGUUACUCCGUAGCUUCCGUAGCUAUUUAUCUCCAUACAGUGUAUGCUUUUCUAAGAAUAUACACUUAAAUAAUUAAAUUAAAGGAAUGUGAGAAAUAUCCAUGCUUUUUGUUGAAUAUUAUUUUAUUUUGUUUAAGUUUUGUCUAGGUGUUAAACGUGAAUGAAUUUUUUGAGGUCUUGAUUAUAACAAAUGCCAACUACAAAUAAAUAUACGAAACUUCCAAGAACUUGCAUUGUCAACUUCAAUGUAGGUAAACAUUGUGAGUUAACUGUAGGUCACAUACGAAGCAAAAAAGUUGGUUAUCUACCUGAAUCUGAACAAUGAAAUAGAUACAGUUUACUGUCUAUUUAUUAUCAGCUUGAGUGAGUGUUCUUAGAUGAUUUUGACCAGGAUCUUGGCUUAUACAAUAUAAGCCAAAAUUGAGGAAAAAUUUAUGAAAUUCAUAUAAAAAAAAUGAUUUUUCAAUUUCGUUUUACACUUAUCGAUUUCUCCAUUUCCACCAGAUGUCAAAUUUAGUCCUUACAAUUGAAAUUUAUUAUUUAGUAAAAUCGUUACUAAGCAUAGUUCUAGGGCUUACCCGUUAUUAAAUACAUUGCGUACACCUACGUUAAGAAAAGAAUAUAAAUUAUUUUAAUCAAUUACUAUGUUGCCAUAAUCACGCAUUCAAUAUUUUCUGUAAAUUACCGAAUGGUUUAUUAAAUAAAGUAUUUAAUAUUCGCCAUUA
This is a messenger RNA of Pieris rapae (cabbage white), 2512 nucleotides long. RefSeq names its product sperm surface protein Sp17 (gene igl). The record is from RefSeq and is a predicted model, not a curated record. The transcript has 5 exons. NCBI's taxonomy places the organism in Eukaryota, Metazoa, Arthropoda, Insecta, Lepidoptera, Pieridae. Gene Ontology annotation, molecular function: calmodulin binding. The coding region runs from base 145 to 624 and encodes 159 amino acids.